Tilletiopsis washingtonensis is the source of this 549-nucleotide messenger RNA. RefSeq names its product zf-U1-domain-containing protein. Bases 1 to 549 code for a protein of 182 amino acids. Gene Ontology annotation, cellular component: nucleus; U1 snRNP. Gene Ontology annotation, biological process: spliceosomal snRNP assembly; mRNA splicing, via spliceosome; mRNA 5'-splice site recognition. Gene Ontology annotation, molecular function: pre-mRNA 5'-splice site binding; zinc ion binding. NCBI's taxonomy places the organism in Eukaryota, Fungi, Basidiomycota, Exobasidiomycetes, Entylomatales. The transcript is spliced from 2 exons. The record is from RefSeq and is a predicted model, not a curated record.
AUGGGCCGCCACUACUGCGACUACUGCGACAUUCUCCUCACGCACGACUCGACGAGCGUGCGCAAGGCGCACAACUCGGGCCGCAACCACCUGCAGAAUGUGCGCGACCACUUCAUGAACCUCGACCCGGCCGUGUGCAACGAGAUCGUCGCCGGCGUGGCGGCGCAGUACGAGCGCGAGGGCAAGCAGAAGCCGCCGGCGCUCAUGCAGGGCGGGCCGGGCUUUGGGCCGGGCGGCAUGGGCGGCGGCGGCUUUGGCGGCUACCCGGGCGGCGGCAUGACGUUUGGACAGGGACCGAUGAGCGGAGGUGAGUGUGCGCACAGAGGAGUGGCAGGUGGGCUGCAAAGGGAGCGUGGCAGCUGGCGAUGUGGAGCUCGGAGAGCAGGUGCAACGAGGGACGCGAAGCGGCGGAUGGGCAGGGCUGGAUCCGGCGCUGCGCGCAAGCGGCUGCAGCGAGCAAGCGUGGGGUCGCGUACCCAGCCGCACUGCGAGGCCUGCUGCUGUGCUGCAGAGAGCUCGCGAAGGACUCGGCUUCCAGCCGGCUGCUGA